Rhineura floridana is the source of this 2106-nucleotide messenger RNA. Its product is annotated as guanylate cyclase soluble subunit beta-2-like. Gene Ontology annotation, cellular component: guanylate cyclase complex, soluble. NCBI's taxonomy places the organism in Eukaryota, Metazoa, Chordata, Lepidosauria, Squamata, Rhineuridae. The record is from RefSeq and is a predicted model, not a curated record. The transcript has 14 exons. Gene Ontology annotation, biological process: response to oxygen levels; cGMP biosynthetic process. Gene Ontology annotation, molecular function: heme binding; guanylate cyclase activity. The coding region runs from base 16 to 2106 and encodes 696 amino acids.
CUUGAAGACACCUUUAUGACAUACACAGUAUAUGAUGAUGCUGUCACAGUAAAUUUGGUUCAAGAAGCCUGCAAAACACUAAAGGUGUCUGAAGAGGCAGUGCUAAAACUUUUUGGGGAAUACUUUUUCAGUUUCUGUAAGAUGUCAGGAUAUGAUAGAAUGCUACGGACACUAGGAGGAAACUUGAUGGAGUUUAUCGAGAACCUUGAUGCCCUUCAUAGCUACCUUGCCUUGUCCUAUCAGGAAAUGAAUGCACCAUCAUUCCGAGUCGAAAAGACAGACGGGAUGAUGUUACUCCACUAUUACUCUGAUAGGAAAGGCCUGUGUCACAUUGUCCCAGGAAUUCUUGAAGCUGUGGCUAGAGAUUUCUUUGACAGUGAUGUGACACUGGAAAUUCUUAAUCAAAACAUAGAAGAGGAGCGCACUGGGAAGAAGGAGCAUGUGGUGUUUUUUCUUUUACAGAACAAGAAAGAAGCAAAUAACAAGGUCAAAGAAAUCGCAUGUUGUACUGGUGGAGACUCUCAGGAGGAUAAAGAGAGACUGGAUGCAGUGAUUCAGAAAGAAAGGGGAGAAUCUAGAUUGCACCAUCUAGAAAAGAAAUCCCACUGGGACAUUGUGAGACAUAUUGUGAAAUUUAGGAGAGGGGACCUUUUAUGUACUUUGGAGCCACUUUUCCCUGAGAAGCUUUGGGUUGAGGAGAGAACAUUCUGCUGUGCAUUUCCUUUUCACAUUGUGUUUGACAAAACACUGAAGAUAAAGCAGGCGGGUGUAAAUAUUCAGAAAAUUGUACCAGGAUUGCAGAUACCUGGAACCAAAUUAGAUGAAUAUUUCUCUAUAGUUCAUCCACAAGUUACGUUCACAAUUUUCAGCAUACAGAAAUUUAUCAACAGUCAGUUUGUUCUCAAGAUACGAAGGAAUACAUUGCCGAAAUUGUGGAGGAGAGGGCCCAUGCUAAAGCUCAGAGGACAAAUGAUCUGGAUGGAUUCCUUCCAGUGCAUGAUGUACUUGUGCUCACCAAAGCUGCGCAGUUUAGAGGAGCUGGAAGAGCAACAGAUGCACCUUUCUGACAUUGCACAGCAUGACACAACAAGGGACCUCAUCCUCUUCAACCAGCAACGGCUGGCAGAGAUAGAGCUAUCCAACCAGCUAGAGAGAAAGAAGGAAGAGCUAAGGAUUCUUUCCAAAAACCUGGAGGUGGAAAAGAAGAAAUCAGAAGCUUUACUCUAUGCCAUGUUGCCAAAGCAUGUGGCCAAUCAACUUAAGGAGGGCAAAAAGGUGGAAGCAGGAGAUUUUAGCGCCUGCACAAUACUUUUCAGUGAUGUAGUGACCUUCACAAGCAUCUGCUCUGUCUGCGAACCUAUUCAGAUCGUGAACAUGCUUAAUUCCAUGUACUCCAAGUUUGAUCGAUUAACUAGUGUCCAUGGUGUUUACAAAGUGGAAACAAUAGGUGAUGCCUACAUGGUUGUAGGAGGGGUCCCAGUGCCUGUUGCCACUCAUGCUGAAAGAGUGGCUAAUUUUGCCCUGGGCAUGAGAAUUGCUGCAAGAGAAGUUAUGAACCCUAUAACUAAUAAGUCUAUACAGAUUAGAAUCGGGGUGCACACUGGACCAGUUUUGGCUGGAGUGGUUGGGGAGAAAAUGCCCAGAUACUGUUUAUUUGGUGACACUGUCAAUACAGCUUCUAGGAUGGAAAGCCAUGGGCUCCCAGAUAAAAUCCACAUGAGCCCAACAGCAUGCAGAGCAUUGCCACACCAAAUGUUUGAGAUGGUGGAAAGGGGAGAAAUAGAGGUUAAAGGCAAAGGAAAAAUGACAACAUAUUUUCUCAGGCAAAACCUCUGUGCCACUGAGAAGGAAAUAAUGGGACGAGCCAAAGAGACAUCUGAUGCUUUGGUAAGUCAAGAUGGCAAGAAUGUUGUAAUGAUGAAGUAUGUUGAAGAGCUGAUUGCAGCCAGGGAUGUAGAAUACAGAGAAGAUGCCCAAGGGACUGAAAGUUAUAAUCCCCAAGGAGAAGAUUCACAAGAGGAAAAUGAACCUUCACUUUCUAAUCCGUUAAUGUCAAAACACGCUGGCACCCAGCAGGCUCCCUCAGCACUUUGCAUUAUGUUUUAG